Molecule: messenger RNA, 3258 nt
Organism: Fusarium coffeatum
Lineage: Eukaryota; Fungi; Ascomycota; Sordariomycetes; Hypocreales; Nectriaceae
Exons: 3
Coding region: 1-3258 (1085 amino acids)
Biological process (GO): intracellular protein transport; retrograde transport, endosome to Golgi
Cellular component (GO): cytosol; Golgi membrane; Ric1-Rgp1 guanyl-nucleotide exchange factor complex
Molecular function (GO): protein binding
Source: RefSeq, a predicted model, not a curated record
AUGUACUGGCCCAUUGGAACACCACGUAUUCAUGCUACCAGCAGCAGUCGAUCUCCGGCCUUCAAACUUUUCGUAUCUCACGAUGGACUCACGAGUCCCUCCGAUUCUAGCUUAACGCCAUCGCCCGGUCCCUCGACUUCUCAGCCCCGCGGUCCCCUCGAUGCUCUCGACUCUCCACCACUACCGACGCCCAUAACUCCAGGAAUUCGACCUGUCGAACAUGACGACUAUGCAACGAGCCAACCUCCGCAAAUUUCAGAGAGCACCGAGUCCGGCGGUAUUCCUUUAAAAGAUCCUAUACUGGCGUUACGAGUCUCGCGAACCGGCAACCUAUUUGCUGUUAUCACGACAACUUCGAUAACGAUUUGGCAAACUAAACCCGCUGUUAUCCUCGCUGUGGUUAUUCGAUCAGAUUACUCCCUUGAAACAUACGGCAGGAAUGUUGACUUAUUGCUAAGGCCUGACGCUGCCAUUCUCGUCAUACAUACCGAUCAAGGCUAUCUCAUCACUUACUCCCUAGCCACCGAUUCGGAUUCGCGUGUUUACAAGCCUCAUUUUGCAAAUUACAGCAAUGUUCAACGACGCAGACAGAGUCUCAUCGGAGGUCUCACCGGACUACCCCCUGAUCAGAUCCUAUGGGGUGCUGGCGAAGGACCAGGGGUUCGUGACCUGAGUGUACGCUUUAGAAUGGUUAUCAAGGUCGAUGCAGGUAUCGAAAGUGCGCUUGCCCUCGACGAUGAACUUAUGGUAUCGACAAGAAAACCUGCUGCGGUCCAAUGCAUCCGCUGGACGCCAGACAGUACAGGUUCGCAGACAAGAACCGAGAUAGUUAGCCGCAUGGGAUGGGUUGAGAAGAAGGCUACUAUUGUUGAAAUGACACACGAUCGCCCUAUGAACCUGUUGACAUGGAUCACCAGCAGUGGGCGCGCCUAUGCAGUUCAGCGAUACAACCAUCGAGCAGAGAGCAGCCAGGCCGACGAUCCAGAUGCGAAGCGCCUGUUCAAGGGCCACUGUUUUCAUAUUCCUCAGGGCGAGAAUGACCGCGCUAUUACGGCUGUCAUCAACGCACGAUUCUCACUUAUUGCUGUGGGCUGCUGUGAUGGUACGGUGCAGGUUUAUUCUGUCCGCGACUACGUUGGCAACAUUCCUCAUUCACACACUCACCAAGUUCCUGUUUCAACCGCGUCUUCAGGCGCAUUUACCACCUUGAGUUAUUCGCCCGAUGGCUAUUGUCUUUUCGCAGGGUUUGAAAAGGGCUGGUCAACCUGGAGUAUGUUUGGUAAGCUCGGAAGUCAUAGUUUUGGAUCCGAGGAAUCGACGUCACGCGCUAAUGGAGAGGACUGGCUAUCUGGAAUAGCUGGAGCUACCUGGGUGGGUGGCGGUUCCGAAAUUCUGAUGACAGCGCGCAAGCAUGAAGCAAUAUGGUCUCUCGAGAUGGCCAAGAAUGCUGUCACUGGAUGUUACAACGAAGCAAACGUCUUUCGGACAGUACUGCAAACGCCCUCAAGUGUCAUGGUUUACAGGGGGUACGACGUUCCUGAUCUCACCAGCAUUUCGGCGGAGCCUUUCCUAUGGCAUACAGCCAAGGUACCCCCGGCGUACCUCUUGAAUCAGUGGCCCAUACGGCAGACAGUCAUAUCUCCAGAUGGCCGAUACGUUGCCGUAGCAGGUCGUCGCGGUCUUGCUCAUUACAGUGUCAACAGUGGGCGAUGGAAGACAUUUGCCAGUGAGUCUAUGGAGAACGAAUUCCAAGUUAGAGGUGGCAUGUGCUGGCACCAGCAUAUCCUUGUCGCCGCGGUAGAGGCAAACAGAAAAUUUGAGCUACGACUCUUUUCUCGCGAGACGGCACUUGAUUCAGCCCAGACUCUGCAUACUCAGACCGUCCCGGCUCCUGUGGUGCUGGUCACUACUUCUGGCGAGGACUCACUUCUUGUUUAUACGUACGAGAACUUACUAUAUCACUUCAUCUUUACACCCCAUGGGGGUUCUAUACGGCUUGUUCAAGUGGGACAGAUCGCGUUCCACGGUAUUGUCAGAUCCCCGGCCCGAGUCCGAGGUUUGAGCUGGAUAUUGCCCGAUACGCAGUUAACUGACGGCGAUCCAUCCCAAGACGUCGCUGUUGCUUCGGUAAUCUUUCUUGUUGACGGAAAGCUCGUCCUACUGCGGCCAUCGCUGAAUGACGAGGGCCAGCUCAAAUACGAUAUGCGUGUUAUUGCACAAAACGUGGAGUACCACGCCAGCGUCAGGGAUCAACCGUUGCGAAAUGCGAACCGACAAUUAGAAGACAGCCCGCUGCGAAACGGACCGCCAGCUUUGAAAGAUUCUUUAUGGGUAUUUGACGGGAUGGAGCUCAAGGCUUGGCCAGACAUUAGUGAAGUGCUUGAUGUAACUGGGGAAAACGGCAAAGAGUCGCCAUCUCCUGUGUCUAUUCCCGUGGAUUUCUACCCCCUUUCCAUUCUAUUAGAAAAGGGAAUAAUACUGGGAGUUGAAUCCGACCUUGUCCAGCGCCGCGAUGUUAACUUUUCGUAUUUUCAUUUCGCAAUCAGGACACACCUGAUACUCCCAGAUCUGUUACGAUUCUACCUAAGGCAAAGCAGGUCAGUUGAAGCAUCAAACUUGGCACACCAGUACAAAGAACUUGAGUAUUUUGCACAUGGACUCGAAAUAUUGCUACAUCGUGUGUUGGACGAAGAGGUGGACACCUCCCCUCAGCCUGUGGAUGCUGUACUACCUCGCGUACUGUCCCUCUUAUCAUCAUUUAAGGAGUAUCUCGACAUUGUAUUACAAUGCACGCGCAAGACUGAGGUUCGGCAAUGGAAGACGCUCUUCGCGUAUCUGCCACAAGCUCAAGAACUAUUUGAGGAGUCUUUGCAGCGAGGAUCUCUGAAGACAGCGGGUGGAUAUCUCAUCAUAUUGCACACACUGGACGAGUUGGGUUCCUCGACUGAACAGUCGGUGCGACUGUUAUCUCGUGCGAUGCGGGAAGGCGACUGGGAACUGUGUAAAGAACUUGCACGUUUCUUGGCGGCCAUGGAUGAAACGGGUGAAACGUUACAAGAGACCAUGAAGAUGGUCGAGGUGGUACUCAAGCAAGAUUCAGGACAUGACGGUAUAGGAAGCCGACUUCAGAUCCCAUCGUCGCGAGCAACGAACGGAGGAACUAGUUUGACAAGUGGCGACGAGGACGGAACCUCAGAAUCCGAGAGACGUUCUGGAAGCGAUGGAGGUAGUGUCGCUUCGACGGUUAGCGCCACAUAG